AUGAGUAAACACCAGAGUAAACAAGAUGCUUCGGUGCCAGUAUCAAAGAGUAAAUUAUGGCAGAGUAUAGUCCAAAGAUUGAGCGUCAGAUUGCCGACUGAUACAGAGAGCCAGACCAAGAGAAAAACGCUGUCGAAGCUUUCCAUGAUUGGUUUCAAUGGGGCCGGCAUACUCUUUCACAGGCGCGGGGAUCGACUUAAGAUCCCGAGAUACCAGAACACUUUUCGUCUGGAACCGUUUAAAGCUUUUCACGCAGCGACGGUCGACAAGAUCGUUCGUGACGUAAUGGAGAUCAAAUUAUCGGCGAUUACAUCAUAUCAGCCGGAUCAGACAUCAAAAUUGUGUUUGGAAAUUGCCAGUGACGUGCUAAAGGCUGUCGGCAAGAAGGAUUACGACAGGUACAAGAUAGUGACGCAAGUGUACAUAAUCCAGCGCUUCCAACAAAGUAUGCACGCGGCCUUCCAGUGUCUCUGGGACGUGGAACGCGAUAAUUACUCGUAUCACGUGUUCGAAAACAAUCACAUAUACGCAUGGUGCUGCGUAUUCGGUGUGUAUUACGAUUAA
Molecule: messenger RNA, 564 nt
Organism: Temnothorax curvispinosus
Lineage: Eukaryota; Metazoa; Arthropoda; Insecta; Hymenoptera; Formicidae
Product: tctex1 domain-containing protein 2-like
Exons: 4
Coding region: 1-564 (187 amino acids)
Biological process (GO): microtubule-based movement
Cellular component (GO): cytoplasmic dynein complex; cytoplasm
Molecular function (GO): dynein intermediate chain binding
Source: RefSeq, a predicted model, not a curated record